Molecule: messenger RNA, 395 nt
Organism: Thamnophis sirtalis
Lineage: Eukaryota; Metazoa; Chordata; Lepidosauria; Squamata; Natricidae
Source: RefSeq, a predicted model, not a curated record
GGACAAGAAAAAGGCAGUUGCAGCAGUGUGCGUUUUGUGGAUCCCUGGCUGGAGGCAAGCCGCUCUCCUUCUCAGCAGCUGCAAGGUUAUGCCACGACUCAGACUUAUUGGAUGCCUGUUAAUGAAAGAGAAGGGUUGAUACUUGCCCAAACAUUGCAUGACGGUCCAUAGAUUGUAAACCAAGAUGGCCGCUGGGGAUACUGCUCCUUUGGGAGGCAUCUUCACUAAUGUACAGCAGGAUGGCGGGGAUGAUGAGGCAGCCUUUCCUGGCACGGAGGAUGAUGAUGAAUUGGACAAGACCUUGGGUGUUGAACGGUUUGGAGACCUGAUCAGCAAGUCUGCAUUACGAGACCAGGAAAAGCAAGGCCGCAGCUACUCUGAGACCGACUUUGAAU